This is a messenger RNA of Scleropages formosus (Asian bonytongue), 6616 nucleotides long. RefSeq names its product v-ski avian sarcoma viral oncogene homolog a (gene skia). The record is from RefSeq and is a predicted model, not a curated record. The transcript has 7 exons. Gene Ontology annotation, molecular function: DNA-binding transcription factor activity, RNA polymerase II-specific; SMAD binding; RNA polymerase II cis-regulatory region sequence-specific DNA binding. Gene Ontology annotation, biological process: negative regulation of BMP signaling pathway; negative regulation of transforming growth factor beta receptor signaling pathway; negative regulation of transcription by RNA polymerase II. NCBI's taxonomy places the organism in Eukaryota, Metazoa, Chordata, Actinopteri, Osteoglossiformes, Osteoglossidae. Gene Ontology annotation, cellular component: cytoplasm; nucleus; transcription regulator complex. The coding region runs from base 595 to 2715 and encodes 706 amino acids.
UGGAGACUAGAGAGAGAGAGAGAGAGAGAGGCGCGCGAGCGCACACACACACACACACUCUGAGAGCAGACCCGGCUGCUGGCUGUACGAGAGGAGAUAGACACAAGCAGACAGACGCACACACACAUACACGCUCGGGGAGAGUUUCCUGCGAAGGCGCACGCGGUCUGGAUGCGGGAGCGCGGCUCCGGGAAGCACCGGGAGCGGCGGCACGAGACGAGCGUGUGCGGACCGAGCGGCUCGCUGUGGAUCUUCUCUGCGUGGAGCUGCUCGGAGCGGCGGCGCCGCGCGCCCGCGGAUAUGGACAGUGCGGAGGAGACGGCGAAGACGCGCCCGUGCCCGAGAGCGAGAGCGUGAGCGUGCCCCUCGCUCGCCUUUGAUGAGGCACCGCCGACGCGCCGCUCGCGCCCGGACACCGCGGAUUACAGUCGAGGAGGAGCCCGAGAGCUCGAGCCCGGCGUCAUCGCCCUCAACGUCCUCAUCCUCAUCCUCGUCCUCAUCAUCAGCAGCAGCAGCAGCAGCAGCAGCAUCAUCAGCAGGAGUCGCCGCCGCCGCCGCCGCGUCCGGAGGAGGGAGUCCCGCGCCGACGACAGCAUGGAGACGGUGAGCCGCCAGAGCUUCCAGCCGCAUCCCGGCCUCCAGCAGACCCUCAAGCAGUUCCACCUGAGCUCCAUGAGCUCCCUGGGGGGUCCGGCCGCCUUCUCGGCGCGCUGGCAGCACGAGCUGCUCUUCAAGAAGGACGCGAAGGAGCCGGAGCCGGCGCUGCACGUGCCGCCCGCGCAGCCGCCGCCGCCGCCCGUCAUGCCGGGCCCGCUCUUCAUCCCGUCGGACCGCUCGACGGAGCGCUGCGAGACGGUGCUCGAGAGCGAGCCCAUCUCGUGCUUCGUGGUGGGCGGCGAGAAGCGCCUCUGCCUGCCGCAGAUCCUCAACACGGUGCUGCGCGACUUCUCGCUGCAGCAGAUCAACGCCGUGUGCGACGAGCUGCACAUCUACUGCUCGCGCUGCACGGCCGAGCAGCUCGAGAUCCUCAAGGUGAUGGGCAUCCUGCCCUUCUCGGCGCCCUCGUGCGGCCUCAUCACCAAGACGGACGCGGAGCGCCUGUGCAACGCGCUCGUGUACGGCGGCGCGUACCCGCCGCGCUGCAAGAAGGAGCUGGCGGGCGCGGGCGCGGGCGCGCUCGAGCUCGAGCUCACCGAGCAGAGCUUCAAGGUGUACCACGAGUGCUUCGGCAAGUGCAAGGGGCUCUUCGUGCCCGAGCUCUACUCGAGCCCGGGCGCCGCCUGCAUCCAGUGCAUGGACUGCCGCCUCAUGUACCCCACGCACAAGUUCGUGGUGCACAGCCACAAGGCGCUCGAGAACCGGACUUGCCACUGGGGCUUCGACUCGGCCAACUGGCGCGCUUACGUGCUCCUCAGCCAGGAUUACACGGGCAAGGAGGAGAAGCGGCGCCUCGAGCAGCUGCUGGACGAGCUCAAGGAGAAGUUCGACUACGGCAACAAGUACAAGAGGAAAGUGCCCAAGGGUUCCGAUCCGAUUCCGGCCAAGAAGUCCAAGCAUGAGGACGCGCAUUCUCCAUCAGCUGAUAAGGAGAAGCAUCAGCCCGACUGGCUGCUGUCCCUCUCGGCAUCCGCCAACAAGGGCCUCUGUCAGGCCAGGCAGCGGCCGUCUGCCUUCCGGCCCUGGUCCCCCAGCGUUUCGUCCAGCGACAAAGACUUGAGCUCCCGCCUGCCGGCUGUGCUGCGAGACAGCAGCUUUUACAACUACAAGAGUCUAGAGAGUUCCGUGGCACCAAACGUGGCCCUGACGCCCGUACCGCUGCAGAAGGUGGGCCAGCUCUCCCCGUCGGCAGCCAGCACGUCCCACUGCAGCGGGGAGGACGCCAGCGGCUCGCGGCCGAGGAAGAGGAGGGUGACGGGAGAUGUCCAGCCGGCGGCGGAGCAUGCCAGCACCUCGGCGGCGGCCAGCAAGCCCCCUCAGGAGGACAAGGACUCGGAGGUGGAGAUCGAGGUGGAGAGCCGCGAGGAGUUUACCUCCUCCUUGUCCUCUUUGUCCUCGCCUUCCUUCACCUCUUCGAGCUCCGCCAAGGACCUCAGCUCUCCGGGCACCCAGUUCCCGGUCUCCACAGCGGCGAGCCACGAGGGCCUGGCACCGCCUGUGGAAAGCCACGGACCGGGCCUGGAGUCAGAACUGGAGGCCCUGAGGCAGGCUCUGGACAGUGGCCUGGACUCCAGGGAGGCCAAGGAGAAGUUCUUACAUGAGAUCAUCAAGAUGAGAGUGAAGCAGGAGGAGAAGCUGGGAUCAGCGCUGCAGGCUAAGCGCAGCCUCCAGCAGGAGCUGGAGUUCCUGAGAGUGGCCAAGAAGGAGAAGCUGCGGGAGGCUACGGAGGCCAAGCGCAACCUGCGCAAGGAGAUCGAACGGCUGCGCGCCGAGAGCGAGAAGAAGAUGAAGGAGGCCAGCGAGUCACGGACGCGGCUCAAGAGGGAGCUGGAGCAGGCCAGGCAGCAGCGAGUGUGCGACAAGAGCUGCGAGGCGGGCAGGCUGCGGGCCAAGUACUCGGCACAGAUCGAGGAGCUGCAGCUGAAACUGCAGCAGGCGGAGGCGGACCGCGAGCAGCUGAGGGCGGACCUCCUGCACGAGCGUGAGGCUCGCAAGCACCUCGAGAAGGUGGUGAAAGAACUGCAGGAGCAGCUGGGGCCCAAAGACGCCCAGGCUUGAAUAGCCCAAACCGAGCCGGACCCAGAACCAGGAGCGGAGAAGGAGACGGAGAGAAUACAAAGCAGAUUUAUAUUGUACCUAUCGAGCAGAUGCACACAUACAAAAAAGUAUACGCGCUUGAACGGAAACUUGGAAAGGGCAAGAGGACUAUAGAACUAUGAAUUUACCAGGCAGAAAAUGUGUUACUAACAUAAGCACUGAAAUGCACCUCUCAUUCAAGAAAGAAAAAAUAUACAAAAAUUGUUAAAAAAAAGAAAAAAAAAAAUCUAUAUAGCACAAGAAAUUUAUUGUGCCUGUAUUUUCCCUGAAAAUAAGAGACAAACUGAAAAAAUACAUUUUGGAUACAGACUUUUCUAUGAUAAAAAUAUUAAAAAAAUGAUACUACCGAAUGGAAAUGUUAUUGGAUGUAUCGUAAAGAGGCGGGGCAGAGCGAGUGGAACGGAACUUGUGAUCGGCCUGGACAAUGAGCAAGAGGCGGGGUUUCCCACAAUGCCCCUGUGUUUUUUUUCUUUUUGUGAAGACGUCCGAGGAUUUAAUUUUGUAAUAAGCUAUUUAAGAGACUGCAUAGUAAGACUUGCGUGUAUAUGAGAAAAAAACAAAAUGAGUUUGUUUGCGUGGAUGGAGCCUCAAAAUACAAAAGGAUUUAAAACAACCUGGCAAGCAACAAGCAGGACAGAUAUCCCACCGCUGCCACCAUCUUUCAGCGGUUGGUGCAGACGAAGAAGCCAUUAUUAACCAGGUGGAAAGGAAACGUUUAAUUUUCUUUUCUGUUCAUUGCUGUUGGAGAAAUACAACAUAAAAGGUUUACAGUGAGAAGAGGAGGAGAUGACCAUGUUGGUUCAGACCAUCCUCUUUCUCUGCAGUUUGGAAAGGACAAAAUAUCUCUAUUGGAGGGGGGGAAAAGUCUUGUGUUCCAGGCACCCUUUGAAAUUGAGCACUUCUUUUACGUAUGAACAGUACUCCCUACAUACGCACACACACACACACACACACACACACACUCGUACACACAUGUGGGUCUGCAUCAAACCAAGUACGACUCGUGCCCCCACGGAGUCUCUAUCCGAGACUUGUGGUAAAUUGUACGUAUCGAGUUCCCGAAACGUUUGACAAAGCUAGCAUGACGGCGUUUCAUAUUCAUAACUUUUGCUCCCUACAGUUAUGAAUGAUCAUUUUUAAAUACUAUGAUUUUAGGGCUAGAUGCUGCACCUACAGUAACAGCAAGUCGUUCUAUUUUUAUUUUGAGAUGUAAAUAAAUAUGUUGGAUUUUUUCAACUUUACAAUAAUGAUUCGCACUUUGUAAACCCAGAAACGUUUUUUUUUUUUUCCCUGCAUUUUAAUCCACUUUUAAUCUUCGUCUUUGAGGACAGCGUCCGUCAACAUUUUCCUUUUGGACAAAAUGUGAUUACGAAAACAAGACAUCGUCUGAUUCGUUUGUCCAUAUGUACUUAAUUUAAAAACCAUGUAAUUAUCACGUUAAUGCCCUAAUACUGUAAAUAAAAAUGCAACAGUGUGUUUGUACGCUCGCUCAGCACCUGCAAUUUUACUUGCUCCUGCUCCAAGGCAUUUGGGAAAUUGAUUUUUGUGAAUGUCUAAAUUUCUGUUCAUUACCGUAUCACGAUGAGUAUAGUUACUAUUGUUAUUGCUAUCAUUUUAAACUCAAACUUUUUUUUCCUUUUUGCAUUAACGGAGGUAGAAUAAAGUUUGAUUAGCAGCAAGAGGUUGUGCACAAUACACUUGGGUGCCAGACUCUCCUAAAAUUGUGGUAUUUAUUCAUCCGAUACAUUGAAAGUGUAAAAAUCGUACAGCGCAGUAAAAAGGAAGUACACAAGAGUGAAAAGAGAAGAGUCCUGGGACACAUUUCGCUCGCCGGUUUAGCUAGGAGAUCUAGAUUGGUAACGUAAAACUGUAUAACUGCUCCUAACACACAGUGGGUACAAUGCAAUCAGAAUGUAUGUGGUGUUUUAUUCUGUUUUCCUUUCCUUGUUGUUCUUGUUGUUUUUAACGUGGGGAUAUUUUUACUGCUUGUCUGUUAUUUCUUUUUCAAUAGCAAAACUCUUAUAUAUUUUCUUUCAUAUGCAUGAAAUUUGACAAGAAAGUCUGCCAUACAUAUUAUUCAUUAUUGGGCAUUAAUACUGUAUAUGUAAGGGUUUUAUUGUGUUAUGCAAUAUACAACUUGUCUUUAAGAAAAAAAAACUAUCUUAAUUUUUUUUUUUAAAAGGAAACUAAACCUCAUCGGACAAGUGACAUACAUACACAGGCAUGCUCAGAGGCGGAGGAAUGUGUGCACAUGUAUGUACCAAGGCGCGCACACACACACACACACACACACACACACACACACACACACACACACACACACACACACACACACACACACACACACACACACACCCCCUGAUGCUCAAAUGUAUGCUGGAAAACCUCAAGUGCCUACUUUUGGGCACAGGGUUUCCAGAGUAAGAACAAGACCGUCAUAGUGCAGCGGUUUCCAUGGUUUCCAGGGCCACCUGACCACCCAACAAGCUAUAGGCCACACGUCAUUAUUUCUAAUUAAAUGCUCUUAAUUGAUUCCUAAUGAAAAGUCUGUUUUUUCCUGAUCAGUUUGCCAUUGGUGAAAAGUGAACUCCACACCAUUUUUUUAAUGACAACGGCUUUUAUCCAUUGAGACCUGUUAAUGGAGUAAUGCAUUCUUGAAUCCAUAUCUAUAUGAAAUAUAAAGGUUACUCCUGACUGUAGGUAUGGAGGAUCUGCUAUUCAAAUUAAUUUCUAUUCCUCGUGUGAUGGACUUUUCCAAGAAACGCAAAGGGGAUUAUAUCACGGUCCGAUGUCUUAACCUGCAUCCUAAAGGGCACUAUUUUCGAAAGGAUCACCACGCAUCUGCGUCUCCUGCAGACUUGAACUUGCAUAGAGGUGGCAAAAUUUAAUUUUUACACUCGAGUAAAACCAUACAGUUUCCUUUAUUAGUGCUUUUUUUCUAUACAAAAGGGAGAUGAUUUCUGCUCGUGACUCUCCCAACCUAGUACCGAUUCAGAGGUUCAACAAUUUGUUUUCUAAACAAAAAAAAAGAAAAACCUUUUUUUUAGACGAAAGACAGUGAAACAGCAAUAACAGCACAUUUUAACAAACAAAACUAGCCAGUGUAAAAAAAGAAUAAAGAUUACAAAUUUACACAUGUAAAUAAUUUUUUCAUUUUACAGCGUUGUAUUAUAACUGUAUAUGGUGUUUCCUUUUUCAAAAAGAAAACUUUUACAGAAUAGCUGUCUUGUUUUAUGAGUUGUGUUUUAACAGAAAAAAGAAAAAAAAGCAAAAAAAAUAUUGCAGUGUGCUAGAGGAUAUACCCUACACAAACAUAUAGUUUUUACCCCAUUAUUUUGCAUUUUUUUUUUUUUUUUUUACUGUAGAAUCUUUUAUUGUAUAACUUUUUUCACCAGUCCAUAUAUAUUUUAACAUUAUAAUAGCGAGUAGCGUACCUUUCCGAUGAGAAGGGUCCGCGGAUCGACCCAAGUACACCCACUUCCCAGCAGAUUCAUUUGCACCCUCAUGUCUCUUUUUUAGCCCUAUGCUGCUGCUAAUAUUAUAUGAACUUUACAACUCUAGAACUAUUUUUAUGUAAGAGGUAAAUGUAUGCUUUCUUGUUUAUUAAUGCCGCAUAUACAGUACGAGACAAAAAAAAAAAAGCUUGGCUUAUUUAUCUAUUCUACCCUUUACCUUGUCUUUUUGCGCCCUUUCCACCCCCCCUGCCCUGACGACUCCCCCACCCCCUCACAACACGGACUAUAUUGUAAAGUAAAGGACUUUAUGAGAUUAUGUUUGAAAAUAGCUAUGCUUAUAUACCACAGUGACUGAAUGUACAGUGUAUAGAUGCAUUACCAGAAAUAAAGUUGUUUGUCCAGAUAAA